AUGGCUGAAAGUGGACUAAGACCAGCAGAAUCUUAUCGUUUAAUGGCUUAUGAAGCUGGUGGUGAAAAUGUAUUAGCACACACAAUGAAAGAUCAUUUUAAUUACAUAACAAGAAAGAAAAUGAUGGAGAUCGAAGGAGGUGAUGCACAAACUGUCAUAGACAUAUUAAAUCAAAGACAAUCAGAGGAACCAGAUUUCUUUUUCAGAUUCAAGAUAGGAGAAAAAACAAAUAGACUUACUGCAAUUUUCUGGAGGGACUCAGAAAUGAAAGAAGAUUUUGAUAUUUAUGGAGAUGUUACUAUUUUCGACACCACAUAUAGGACGAACAAAUAUAAUCUUAUUUGUGCGCCAAUUGUGGGUGUCAACAGUCAUUGGCAAAAUGUAAUGUUUGGUUGUGCAUUUAUUGCUGAUGAGAAAAUAGAAACAUUUGAGUGGGUAUUAUCUACUUUUAAGAAAUCAGUUGGUGGAAGUGAGCCAGCCUCAAUUUUUACCGACCAAGACUUGGCCAAGUCAGUUGCAAUUCAAAAGGUUUUCCCACACUCAAGACACAGACUUUGCAUAUGGCAUCUAAUUAAGAAUGCAGUGUCAAGAUUUGGAGCACUAAAAAGAGACACAACUUUUAAAGAUGCUUUUAAUAAGUGUCUAACAGGUUGUGUAACAGAAGAAGAGUUUGAGCAUUGUUGGACAAACAUGAUAACUACUUACAAGCUAGAAAAUAACAGAUGGUUCAAAAUAUUAUACAGCUUGAAAGAAAAAUGGUGCACUGCUCUCAGUAAAGACUUUUUUUCAGCAGGAAUACUCUCUUCUCAAAGAAGUGAAAGUGCAAAUAAUGUUGUAGGUUUCAAGGCAAACAAGAACACAAGCUUGACUGAUUUUUUCAAGAUAUUUAAACAAACAGUGACUAGGUGGAGGAACAAUGAAUCUGAUGCAGAUUUCAAAUGUUCCAAUUCUAAACCAACUUCAAAUUUACCGUUCUAUGGAAUGAUAAAGCAUGCAGCAGAGGUCUACACACAAACCAUAUUCAGAUAUUUUGAAACAGAAUUUGAAUUUUCAAUUGGAUGCGUAACAAAUCUUCAUUAUCAAACUCAAGGUUACUUCUUUUAUGAAGUGAAAUUAGAGAAUAAUGAAGCUUCAAAGCAAAAAGUUACAUUCAACAUGGCAGACAACGAUAUAGCUUGUUCAUGCAAAAUUUUUGAAGAAGUUGGGUGGUUAUGCUAUCACUGUAUCCGGGUGUUACAACAGCAUUCAGUCACCAAAAUAUCAGACAGAUAUAUCAUAAUGAGGUGGACAAAAUAUGCAAAGGCACAUGAAGAACAAGAUGCAGCAAGUCAAGAAGCAGAAUCAAUGCAGCAAAACAACACUACUGCAACAGCAGAAACAGAAGAACAAAUUCCUACUGUUAUGGAUCCAGAAAGAGCAAACACCAAGGGAAGAAGCAAGAGAAUAAAAGGACAUUUUGAGAAAGGAAAGCAAGGAAACAAGAAAAAAACAAAAGCAAUGACAGCAAAGGGAGAUACAAGAGAAUUUGGAACAAUCACUCCAAUACAAAAUCCAAAGUUAUUUUAA
Molecule: messenger RNA, 1566 nt
Organism: Chenopodium quinoa (quinoa)
Lineage: Eukaryota; Viridiplantae; Streptophyta; Magnoliopsida; Caryophyllales; Amaranthaceae
Product: protein FAR1-RELATED SEQUENCE 5-like
Exons: 3
Coding region: 1-1566 (521 amino acids)
Biological process (GO): regulation of DNA-templated transcription
Molecular function (GO): zinc ion binding
Source: RefSeq, a predicted model, not a curated record